GCUGGAGCUUGUUGAGCCUGCUGAAGAUCUAACCUACACCGGUAUAGGUUGAUCAGUGGUCGUUAGGCACCGCACUCACACCAGCCCUACGAGGACGCGACUCGUUCGGAACACUUCGCGCUGUGUCGGAGCCAGCUCGACUGCCUGUUGCAGCCUCCCGGCACGACGCGACGCGCCGUGGCCACGUGACGCCGUCGCGUGAAAGAACCCUGGACGCGCUCGCCGCGCUCGAAGCCGCAGCCCGGCCGCCGCCACCGAUGACGUCCUGGUGGUGCGCCGGCGGCGAGCCUUAUACCGCGUGCGGCCUCUUCGAAGGUCAUGUGGACGCCAACGCGCCCGCGUCGCCGUCGAAAACGACUCACAUCGAGCUCGAGUUCGUCGAGCUGCCGAAACGCGACGGCGAGGUCGAGGUCGAGAUGCAGGACAUGGGUCAGUCGUGGAUGCAGCCUCCGUCGCAACUCCCCUAUGCUACAAGUACCGAAGGUGUCGGCGGACGAUUGAAAGCGAAACCCGAGCACUUCCGCGUCACCGAAUUGUUGAGAAGUGCACCAGACGGCAAAAAAGAUAGGGGCGACGCCUGCCACUACGUCCUCAGAAUACGCAGACAAAACCGCACGACCGAGUGGGUCCGUAGGAGGUUGCAGGAGGCCUUUGGUUUAUCAUCCUACAGGGACGUCGGCGUCUGCGGUCAAAAGGACAAGCGUGCAGUAAUCGUCCAGCACUUCUCCGUGCCGUCCUUCUCGCCGAAAUUCGAACGGAACGUGCCGCUCGGCGAGUGCAAGAUGCUGGCGCCGUGUCGCGGUGAUUUAGAAGUGUUGGAAGUGAUGGUGUCGUCCACCAAGUUGCGACGUGGUUCUCAUCGGUCGAACGCGUUCCAGGUCGUGCUGUCGGGUGUGGAUCGCGACGCGCUGGAGGCUUGCGAGCUCACUUUGAAGAGACUGCAGUUCACUGGCGUGCCGAACUACUUCGGGCCGCAGCGCUUUGUAUGGAUGCGGCGUCCUUCCUUCGACGGGGCGAUGGCAUCGUCGUGAGACCACGUCGGCUCGCCGGCGUCGACGCGAUGCCGCGUCGCCGCGACGCUAUCGACGCGGCCGCACGAGAGUCUCUCCGCGCUGCCGCGACGCUGUCGACGCUGCGACACAAGAGUCUCCACACAGGGCAAGGGCUGCGCGACAGCUUUACGAGGCUACAAGGACCUGAAAAAGCUCGAGGCUACGUCCGGGGCUGAACGAAGGAAGCUGCGGAACUCGUUACGGCACGAGCCUAUGAAAAAGUUCGCGUGCGAGGCCUUCGCGUCGUCCGUCUUCAACUGCUACGUCGCCGAGCGCUUGCGGCAGGAGACCUUCGAUGCUAGGUUAGAAGGUGAUUUAACCUCAAGGAAGGGGUUGGGUGGUGGGUCUGCCACGGCGCGGGAGACCCUUACUGGACCUCUCAUUGGUCGAGAUCUACUGAAGCCUGCCGAGGGCACGAAGAGUGCUCUGUUCGAGAGUCAAGUACUGGAGAAGAUUGACCUGAACGAGGAGACUGUGGCUUCUGUCCUCGAAGGGAAGAGGAGGAUCGCACGCCUGCCGGUGCCUGACGUCCAGGUGUCACAACAUGACGAGGGCGUGUUGUUUGAAUUCUCGCUACCGGUCGGUUGCUAUGCCACGUCCGUUUUGAGAGAGUUCGCCAAGUGCGACCUAUCAUCAACCUGCGACUCCGGUGAUGAUAGUGAUGGAGACCGCACGGUCGAGGCGGAGCCUGUGAUAGAACGAAAUGGCAAAAAGGGCGUUAGGUUUGCGGCGUCGCGGGCGGAAGCGGGCCGCGGCCGGCGCUUAGAAAGGUGGCUCGUCGACAAGGAGGGCAAGCGGGGCGACCCGCCGCGGCUCAAGGCGAAGAAGAAGGUGAACGGCGAGGUGCGGAAGCGUCGGGCGAAGAAGACGGUGGACUACGACGAGGUGACCUAACUUUUGGUUUUGUA
Molecule: messenger RNA, 1960 nt
Organism: Pelagomonas calceolata
Lineage: Eukaryota; Pelagophyceae; Pelagomonadales; Pelagomonadaceae
Source: the annotation of a GenBank genome assembly